GACGUCAAAGAAUAUGCUUCUGCCUUGUUUAAAAUACCUAAUAGUUCAGUGAUUCAUAUUUAGUUAAAAAAGAUAAUACAUAGCUUUAUAUCAAUUUAAAUUAUAACUUAUCAUUUAGUUUUUACUCAUUUCACUUUUUAGAUUGUUUCACGUUUAGAAUUAUUUUUUUAAAGAAGACUACAAAGGAGCUCACUCAAGCGAUAAAAUGCCUGCCUACCAUUCAACGUUAACUGACUACAGUCAAACAGUUGGGAAUCUUGCAAUCUUACCACUUCGAACUUCGUUCAGAGGCCCCGCCCCAACGAGCUCCGAUAUUGAGUUGGAUAUAAUAGAUGAAGCGCUGAACUAUUUUAAAGCGAAUGUAUUUUUUAGAUUUUAUGAAAUAAAGUCUGAUGCUGACAGAGUUUUAAUUUACCUAACAUUAUAUGUAUCGGAAUGUCUUAAAAGACUGCAGAAGUGUUCCAGCAAAAAUCAAGGUCAACAAGAGAUGUACAUGUUGGCUAUAUCUAAGUUUGACAUUCCUGGGGAACCAGGUUUCCCGCUUAACUCCGUAUAUGCCAGGCCUACCAGUCAGCAAGAAUCUGAUUUAAUGAGGCAGUAUUUACAACAAUUGAGACAUGAGACUGGGACAAGAGUGUGCGAGAAAGUAUUUGCCACUGAAGAUGGAAAACCAAGCAAGUGGUGGCUCUGCUUUUCCAGAAGGAAAUUCAUGGAUAAGUCUUUGUCUGGCCCUGGACAGUAAAUAGUAUUUUUAAGAACUGCAUUUAUAUUAUCGUAAUGUUUAAUUUCUUUUAGUAAAAUUAAUAAAUAUUUAUCUUAAAGCUGUUUUAUUAAAUAAAGCUUGUAUCAAUUUUGUCAAUAGGUUGUUUGCAGUUUGUAAAAUAUCACACUUACAUUAUUAUGAAUAAUAUGCACUCAAUUUUUUUAUGCAUAUAGAUCAUGCCACCCGUAAUACAAAAAUGAAACAAUUUGUUAAUACAUAUAAAAAUGUAAUUUAUUUUAAUACUCAAGUGUAUAAUGCUGAUGUAAAUGAUAAUAAAUAUGUGAUCAAAGUUUUCAUUUAAAUAUAAAUGACAUUUAUAAAAACAUUAUAAACAAAAAAUUGAUAUUGUAAGAUAUGUUGGUAUCUGAUAAUAAGCCUUAUAAAAUAUUAUUAUACUAUCUAUGGUUAGAGCACUUUGAGAUACUUAUCAAUUAUCUAUUUUUGAAUAAUAACUAUUGAUAUUUAUUUACUUGAAAUUUCACAAUUUGAACUAUGAGUUUUAUACAAUAUUGAUAAGAUGCACUCAAGAUUAAUAUUUCGAGAUCUAUUUUCAACAAGUAAGUUCAUAGAUAUUUGAAAAAUAUUAGAUAAAACAGGAACACAAAAGUAAUUUUACAUAGUCAAUUGUUGCAUUUUAUGAAAUUACCUUUAAACAGUUUUAUAUGUCUAUUAGAUUUUGUUCUUUUCCCAAAAACUAAAGAACGUCAUCUAACGAAUGCAAUUAGUGCUACUUUCGAUCUUAUGUAUUUUAUCUAGGUUUUUUGAGUAUUACUAUGGACGGAUAUCGACGCUUGAAAGGCUAACAUGACUAAGCGACUACGCGUGAACUUUACAGUAGACUAAUUUAAAGUUGAAAUACCUGAAAACAAAAUUUAUUUUA
Bombyx mandarina (wild silkworm) is the source of this 1643-nucleotide messenger RNA. It is a transcript of the gene Arpc3A, whose product is annotated as Actin-related protein 2/3 complex, subunit 3A. Gene Ontology annotation, biological process: regulation of actin filament polymerization; Arp2/3 complex-mediated actin nucleation. The record is from RefSeq and is a predicted model, not a curated record. NCBI's taxonomy places the organism in Eukaryota, Metazoa, Arthropoda, Insecta, Lepidoptera, Bombycidae. Gene Ontology annotation, cellular component: Arp2/3 protein complex; cytoskeleton.